Salmo salar (Atlantic salmon) is the source of this 3792-nucleotide messenger RNA. RefSeq names its product cytosolic phospholipase A2. Gene Ontology annotation, biological process: glycerophospholipid catabolic process. Lineage: Eukaryota; Metazoa; Chordata; Actinopteri; Salmoniformes; Salmonidae. Gene Ontology annotation, cellular component: Golgi apparatus; nucleus; endoplasmic reticulum. Gene Ontology annotation, molecular function: calcium ion binding; calcium-dependent phospholipid binding. The record is from RefSeq and is a predicted model, not a curated record.
CUACAGGGGUGCGUACGUUUUUGAGAGACAGUGUUUAGCACCUCCUGCUCCUCGUACACAGUGGAACCAUACUUCUGCAUAUGAUUACAUAUGUUCUAGGAUUUAUGAGCUGAUACUGUUCUCAAGAGUCUGUAGAUGGUACCCAGUGGAGGAUCUUCCUGAGUUCAAGGACACUGGAGACUGGACAGAGACUGGACAAGAGGGUAACACCAACCAGCCAACAAUGUCUUCCAUUGACCCCUACCAGUACAUUAUUGUGGAGCAGCAGUUCUCUCACAAAUUCAGAGUGACGGUGUUGCGAGCUAAGAAUGUCACUAAGGGAGCACUGGGUGACCUGUUGGACACUCCUGACCCCUAUGUGGAGCUGUUCAUUCCCACCACCCCUGAGAGCAGGAAACGAACGAGGCACAUAGACAACGACAUCCACCCAGAAUGGAAUGAGACCUUUGACUUCAUACUGGACCCAAACCAGGAUAAUGUUCUAGAGAUAACAUUAAUGGACGCCAAUUACGUGAUGGACGAAAAGCUUGGGACUGCAUCGUACAACAUCUCCAAGAUGUUGAAAACUGGCCACACAGAGACAGUGCCUUUCCUCAUCGGCAAAGCAACCAAUGUGUACUUAGAGAUGGUCCUGGAGGUCUGUACGAACCUGGACCUGCGGUUCAGCCUGACCCUGUGUGACAAGGAGAAACUAUUCAGACAGGCCCGCAGAGAGAGGGUGAUGCUGGGCAUCAAGAAGCUGCUGGACAUGGAAAAGCCCCGCUUCCUCCCCAGCACCCCUAAGGAGGUGCCGGUGAUCGCCAUAGUGGGUUCAGGGGGAGGCUUCAGGGCCAUGGUGGGCUUCUCUGGGGUUAUGAAGGGCCUGUAUGAGUCUGGGGUCCUGGACUGUGCCACCUACAUUGCUGGCCUCUCUGGAUCCACCUGGUACAUGUCGACCCUGUUCUCUCACCCAGAGUUCCCCUCUAAGGGUCCUAAGGAGAUCAACGCGGAGCUGAUGAAGAGAGUGAGCAGUAACCCUCUGAGACUGCUGCUGCCCAAGCACAUCACCAACUACAUCCAGUCUCUGUGGAGCAAGAAGGCCAACGGACAGCCCGUCACCUUCACUGACAUCUUCGGCAUGCUCAUCGGAGAGACACUCAUCCCUGCGAGGAUGGACACAAAGCUGAGUGAGUUGCAGGAGAAGGUGAACGAGGGCCAGUGUCCUCUCCCUCUGUUCACCUGUCUGCACGUCAAACCAGACGUGUCCGAGCUCAUGUUCGCAGACUGGGUGGAGUUCAGCCCAUAUGAGAUUGGAAUGGCAAAGUACGGAACGUUCAUGACCCCUGAUCUUUUUGGAAGCAAGUUCUUCAUGGGAAUCACUGUGAAGCAGUAUGAAGAGAACCCACUACAUUUCCUUAUGGGGGUUUGGGGGAGUGCCUUCUCCAUCCUCUUCAACAGAGUGCUGGGUGUCAAAGACACUGUCGGGGGGAGCACCAUGGAGGAAGAGCUCGAACAGUUAAAGCCUCAACACAUUGUGGGGGAGGACAGUCUAGAUAAUGACGAGAGGCCUUGGAAAGGAGGCAAGGAGAACCCAGAGGCGGAAGAUGAGUACGGCACCGCCCAGAACAGCUGGGUCCAGCGAAUGAUCACCUCCCUCUUCAGCGGCGACUCCUUGUUUAACACGAGAGAGGGGCGGGCAGGGAAGGUCCAUAACUUCAUGCUAGGCCUCAACCUCAACACCAACAUGCCCUUCUCUACCUUCGGAGACUUUAUGUACCAGAACUCCUGCGCCUCCUUCGAGGAUGAGGUUGAUGCUGUCACAGACCCAGAUGAGUUUGCUGGUAUCUACGAGCCACUGGACGUGAAGAGUAAGAAGAUCCACAUAGUGGACAGUGGUCUGACCUAUAACCUCCCAUACCCCCUCAUCCUGCGCCCGCAGCGUGGCGUCGACCUCAUCAUCUCCUUCGACUUCUCAGCCCGCCCCAGUGACUCCAGCCCACCCUUCAAGGAGCUGCUGCUGGCUGAGAAGUGGGCCCGGAUGAACAAGCUGCCAUUCCCUAAGAUCGACCCCAAAGUGUUUGACCGCGAGGGCCUGAAAGAGUGCUACAUCUUCAAGCCAAUAAAGGGGGAACGGAACUGCCCCACUGUCAUCCAUUUUGUCCUGGUCAACAUCAACUUCAGGAUGUUCAAAGCCCCUGGAGUGCCUCGUGAGACAGAACAGGAGAAGAAGAUGGCUGACUUUGACAUCUUUGAUGACCCCGAGACGCCGUACUCCACGUUUAACUUCCAGUACUCAAACCAGGCCUUCACACAACUCCACGACCUCAUGGAGUUCAAUACACUCAACAACAUCGAGGUGAUAAAAGAGGCAAUUAAGGAGAGCAUUAUGUACAGGAAGGAGAAUCCCUCACGCUGUUCUGUGUCCCUCUCACUCAACGAGAUCCAGAACAAAAUGUUCCUGAAGCGGGAGAAAGCCCAGAAGUGAGAGCCAGAAUGCUGGCAGAAGCGACGUCAAGCUAUCAGAGAAGACUUUGCGAAUUGACAUACAGUACCAUUCAAAAGUUAUUUCUACAUUUAUUUUUUUUUUACUAAAUAACACAUAUGGAAUCAUGUAGCAACCAAAAAAGUGUUAAACAAAUGAAGAUAUAUUUUAUAUUUAAGAUUCUUCAAAGUAGCCACCCUUUGCCUUGAUGACAGCUUUGCACACUCUUGACAUUCUCUCGACAUAAAGUAUUUAUUUCAAGUUAAAGUGUACCGUUAGCUAGCUAGCUAACGUUAGCUGGCUGGCCCGCUAACUAACGUUACGUCAUGCGUUGGGAUUCAUAGUUUACCUAGCUAGCUACAUUUCUUAACUAAAGACUCUCGUCUUAGUGUGCCAGAGCGCAGAAUAACUGAUUCAUUUUUAUGCUCAACACCCGUUGAAUAUGUCCAGUGUCAGUUAACGUCGGCAACAAAGCGUAAUUCAAUUGUUGCCAGCAGCACAGUUAGUCACCAACGCUCUGGAUACCAGCUCUGUUAGGGUGAGUAAAAUGGUCAGAGUGGGGUGUUCUCAUUAUGUGCCUGGAAGUAGCUAGCCAAUGUUAGCCAGUUAGCUUGGGUGCUUGACUGUUGUUGUGAGGUCAGAGCUUUCGGCUCAACCCUACUUAUUGGCCAGAGAGUCCAGUGUGCCCUCUGAACAAGAAACGCUCUGAAAUUACCAACGGACAAUCUGACAGCACAGUUGCAGUCAUCAGCGCUCUGGAUAACAUAACAGCCUAACCAGCUCUGCUAGGGCGAGUAAUGUUCAGUGACCUGUUCUCUCUCUCUCUCUCUCUCGAUGUCUGGAUGAAGCUGGCAAGUUAGUACAGAAUGCUCAGAUCAACCCUUAAAGAGAUGGGUGGGGCUAAGGCUUAAGAGGGUGUGAGCAAUGCUGAAUGGGUGUAGACAAAUAGUAGUACCAAAACAGACAGUUUUCUCAAAAGUGAGUUUACAAGUUUAUCAACUUUCAAAGCAGAAUUAAUUUCCCAUUGUUUCCUUAAAUGCAGUGUAUGAUAUACCAUUUGUUGUAGCUCUGACUCUCUACUUUUAGCCAAUGUACAAAAACAGAAAUUUAAAUUUUGCUACAUAAGACCGAAUCCAGGUGGUGAGUCACAUACAGUUGAAGUCUGAAGUUACAUACACCUUAGCCAAAUACAUUUAAACUCCAGUUUUUCACAAUUCCUGACAUUUAAUCCUAGUAAAAAGUCCCUGUCUUAGGUCAGUUAGGAUCACCACGUUAUUUUAGGAAGUGAAAUGUCAGAAAUAAAGUUCAGAGAAUUAUUUAUUCCAGCUUUU